Perkinsus marinus ATCC 50983 is the source of this 1200-nucleotide messenger RNA. Its product is annotated as RNA-binding protein, putative. The record is from RefSeq and is a predicted model, not a curated record. The coding region runs from base 1 to 1200 and encodes 399 amino acids. The transcript is spliced from 7 exons. Gene Ontology annotation, molecular function: RNA binding. NCBI's taxonomy places the organism in Eukaryota, Perkinsozoa, Perkinsida, Perkinsidae. Gene Ontology annotation, cellular component: ribonucleoprotein complex.
AUGACUGACGCGUUCGACUCUGAAUAUCGAGUCUUGACAGUCCUCUGCAAAGUGCUCCAAGGCAUGGCCUACAACAGCGGCAAGGGCUUCGGCAACUCGAAAGGGUCAAGUGGAGGAUACAGCGAGGCGCCCCUUGCGGCAGGAUAUGGUUCUACCCCUAUUACACCUACAGGAUUGACUCAAUUAUUCAUACGUCACUUACCCCCAGACAUGGACGAGAAUGGGGUUAGAAAUAUGUUUGGAAAAUUUGGUCCAAUUGAAAGUGUCCUCUUCCGUGGUGACGGUGGUGCAUUGGUAUUCGUACGCUUUCAAUACCCCGAGUCAGCUCAAGAUGCCAUCAAUCAAAUGAACAACUUCACAGUACCUUGGCCCACUGGCGGUCCAUACACUCUAUUAGUAGAGUAUGCUAAACCAAAACUAGGUCGAGGUGGAAAGGGUAAAGGCAAAGGCAAGGGCUCAUUUGACAAUGGAGAUUGGGAAUCUUCCACCAUUCCUCCGUCUCGAGCUCCACGUGAGAGGAGUAGAUCUCCUUAUAGUGGUAGAUGGGAUGACAAUAUACCGGGUAAAGGCAAAGGCAAAGGAGGAGGAGGAGGACCUCGGGGUCUAAGAGAAGCCACUUGUUUGGUUCACAAUCUGCCCGAAAGCACCACAUGGGAACAUCUCAAGAACUUCUUCUUUAAUGCCGGAUUCACCGCUGCUCACGUUAACAUGGGCACGACCCCGGACGAUUAUCCAGUCGGGUUCGUCUCCUUCGACUCCAUUGAAGAGAUGAUUGAAGCCAUGAGACAACUUUCGAAUUCUACCAUGCAAGCUCCGAAUAACCCGUCGGCGUCCACGAGUCGGAUCGUCUACAUGGAGCCCGAUGGCAUGCAGCGCCCAACUCCCGGCGCAUUCUUCAAGGGAAUCGAACAAUAUGUCACAAAGGAAGACAGCCCAUCUGGGGUACCUGACAACCAACAGGGUGCAGACCGAUGUACAGUUUACUGUGGAGGUCUAGCAGCCGAUGUACCAGCGGAAGAACUUAGUGCCAUGUUCACACCAUUCGGGAAAAUUAUCCGUCUCGAUAUCAAGCCGCCGUUCUACGAAUGGAAAGGAUCAUACGCAUUCGUUCUGUACGACAAUGCUGAGAGCGCUGCGAGUGCAGUAACCGCAUUAGACGGCUUGGAGAUGGCAGGAGCCCCUAACGGCCGUAUAUCGUAA